Molecule: messenger RNA, 2691 nt
Organism: Linum trigynum
Lineage: Eukaryota; Viridiplantae; Streptophyta; Magnoliopsida; Malpighiales; Linaceae
Source: the annotation of a GenBank genome assembly
GCUAAAAUUACCGACGAGAAAAUAGGGUGUAGCUUCGGUCGAGAAUAUGCUACCUUUUUUGUGGUGCUUUUAGGAUAACGUCUCGGGCUGGUAAUUGAAUAGCCUAUAAUUUUUACUUAGUUUCUAAGUGCCAAUUUUGGUGGCUUGGUUUGCUUUCAGGGUCGAGGAAUGAUAUGCUUGCCCUUAGAUUUCAUAAUGAAGUUGGACGACAUAUAUCGAUGCGCCAGGUAACAAAAGAACAUAUGGAUUUUUAUUUUACAACGAAUUUUUAUGCUACUUGGUGGAUGGUGCUCUACUAGUCGGAGUCCUAUGGUACUAGUUUGUUGGAUGGUUUAUGAUGGGGGCGAGCUUAAUAGUUGUUUGACCACGAGAUAUAGGAUGAACGUCAGAUGAUUCAUUUGUCGUGAAAACUUUCGACACUUUGUGAUCAUGUGUUUGCAAUGGUCUCAUGACACAUAGCUUUGUUUGGCUGACUCUAUAGAGAACGACACGACUUGUGUUGGACAAGGUCAGACCAGACAAAUACAAAAAGUAGAAACGACGGUACUUUCUUUCAAACGGCGGGCCGAUCCAACCAUAGCAUCGUUCUAUUACUUCGAGUGAAUUUUGUGUGUUGGAUUGGAAACAAAAUAGCACAUUUUCGCACCAAAAGACCCUUCCUUGAGCUCUACUACUUCAGUGAAGUUUGAUUUGUUGUGUGUCCAUCGAUUUGCCUUGUGCUCUUCCACCUGGAUAUUUUGGUAUGAAUUUCUGUUUCUCCACAACCAUAAAUGCAACGACACAAGAAAUCAAAUUGAACGGUUUUGCGGCCGUUCUCUGUAUUCUGUCCUGUUCUGGAGAAAUUUGUCGUCUACAUUAGAUCAUACGAGAAGCUGAGCUGGAGCCUGUAGGUAUGGCGAGGCAGGCAAGUGUACAGCAUGCAUUACUCUGCCGCACAUCCUUCGCCAGUACGAUUACGCGGCGAUAUGCCGUUGCUGCAAUUUUCCCCUUCCUGCACCCCAUACGCCCCAUUUGGCCACAUCCGGCCAAAAAAACCAGAAACCUUGAUUUGCGUUCCUCUGUUCAGUACAUCGCAUCUCACCAUUAAUCCACCAUUCAAUUCCUCCCCUGCUCUCUCUCCCUCUCUUUAUCUGCCUAUAUAAAUUGGAGGAACACCGCAAAUUGAUAAGCAAUUCACCGAUCAAACCCACAAAAAAUGAUGCGCGUUGAUAAAAACAGAGCAGUGGUGGUGCUGGUGGUGGUGUUGGUGGCGGCGGUGGCCGGAGUGGACGGCCGGCGGCACAGGGGGAUUUUGGUCGGGGCGAGAAGUGAGGUCAAGGACGUGAGGACCAACAGAGAAAUUCAGGAGCUGGGUCGAUUCUCGGUGGCAGAAUUCAACUUCCAGCAGCAGAAGCAGAGGAUUGUGAAGCAGAGUGGUGGUAGUGAAGAGGAACAGAGGCUGCUGAUGUUCGACGAGGUGGUGGAGGCAGAGAGGCAGGUGGUUUCGGGGAUUAAAUACUACCUCAAGAUACAGACAACUCGCUCUGAUUCGAAUAGGGUGCAGGUUUACGACGCUGUUGUGGUGGUCAAGCCAUGGCUGGACCAUAGACAGCUCGUCCACUUCACUCCUUCUUCUCCGAGCUACUCUGCCAAUUAGCUUGAUGGAGAGUUGGGAAGUGAAGAGAAGAGAAGAUAAGAUAACACCAGUUUUGUCUCGGCUGCUAUGGCUUGCUAAUAAUCAAGAAAAAAGAAAAAAAAAGAGAUCUUUUGGUUUCCUUUAUCUGUUUUUACUCUUUCCCUUUUUCUUGGUGACUGAUCUGGAGGCCUGCUCUGUUUUUCCUCUGCCUCUCUGUAUGUAAACCCGUGUAACUCUGAACAAUAAAGUACCGCUGCCUCCGUUGCUCAAUAACGAUAUCUUACCUCCUUGGUUUUUUUGCCUAAUUACCACCCUUUUGUUCCAAGAUCUCCGUUGCUCGAUAAACAAGUUCAAUUUUGUUCAAGGAAACCCAUGAAUCUCCUGCUCAACAGCUUAGAAGUUGCUGCUUUCUAUGGCGUUUGUUUGAGUACGAGUGAACAGAUUCCUUAAGACUGUGGAAUCACAACCAAGCUUAAUUCUUUCGGUUGGAAACACAACCAAACUUUCAGAAAGUUGGGGGUAGUGUUUGGGUACUAUUCUGUUCCAAGGAUGGAUGAGAGAUGAAGAAACGACAACAAUGGCGGAAUCCAAAGGCCAAAUACAUCUAGAUGUCGAUGAAAUGAAAGCUGAGCUGGAUUCAUAAGGCCCAGUCUGUACAGUUAGAAAGCCCCAUUGAAGUGGAGAGCAAUGGCCCAAACACACUUGUGAGUUUUGGCCCAUAAAAGACGUAGUAAUACAAUCGGGCUGGCUAAUUCCACAAUCUAUAGCCCACGGGCUUUUGACUUUAUUACAAAAUUUAGAGUAGUUGUAAAACCCAUCUCCAAGAGCACUUCUACUAUGCCUAUAUAGCAUCGGUGUUUUAAUGUACAAUUUAAAAAUUGUACCAUAACAUUAAAUGUAUCAGUUUAGGUUGUACCAUAAAGAAAUUUGUACCAUUAUGUUAUGGUACAAUUUUAUAACUUGAAGUUAUACCAUCAAAUAAAUAUAUAAGUUCAAGUUGUACCAUAAAAGAAUUUGUACAAAAUGUAUGGGUACAAUCUGAAGUUAUACCAUAACAUUAAAGGUACAAUUUCAAG